AUGGGUGAGCGCCCAAAAAGCGGCAUGUCCAUAGGCUCAGGGACUGGCGAAUCCAUCUUUCGAGCUCUCUCGCGCACAUUCUCCGGCAAAUCGCAUCACGAAGAUGAUAUCCAGCAAACGUUAGAUGAAGGAGAUGACGAAUCCACUAAGACGAAAGUGAAUGAAUGGAGGCUGGCUUCGCAAGUCAAAGAGAUGCAAGGCAACGACGUUGCUGAGGGGCGCAAGCUUGGUAUCACGUGGAAAGAUCUCACCGUUGAGGUGAUGCCGUCUGAUGCCCGUCUGCAAGAAAACUUCUUCUCCCAGUUCAACAUCCCUCAACAAAUUAGGGAAUCACGACAGAAGCCAAAACUGAGGACUAUUUUGGACUCCAGUUCAGGACAUGUCAAGCCCGGGGAGAUGCUUCUUGUUCUUGGUAAACCCGGGAGAUAUACAAAAAUCGAGGGCGAUGUUCACUACGGCACGCUUACCCCAGAGGAAGCCGGACAGUACCGUGGGAAUAUCGUGAUCAACACUGAAGAAGAACUCUUCUAUCCGACCCUUACGGUGGGUAGGACCAUGGACUUUGCAACCCGCCUCAACAUACCUCAGACGCUACCCAAGGGCUGUUCGAGCCCUGAAGAAUAUCGACAACAAUUCAAAGAGUUCCUCCUCGAGUCCAUGGGCAUAGCUCAUACAGAAGAUACAAAGGUUGGCGAUGCCUUUGUACGCGGUGUAUCUGGUGGAGAGCGAAAGCGGGUCUCCAUCAUCGAGGCGCUCAGCACUAAAGCUAGCGUCAUGUGCUGGGACAACUCUACCCGAGGUCUCGACGCUUCCACAGCCCUCGAAUACACGCAUGCUUUGCGAUGUCUGACCGAUGCAAUGGGCAUAGCUACCAUCGUCACACUCUAUCAAGCAGGCAAUGGCAUCUUCGAUCUGUUCGACAAGGUCCUCGUGCUCGACGAGGGCAAGACUGUCUUCUAUGGAUCGCGAGAAGAGGCACGACCAUUCAUGGAAUCGCAGGGGUUCGUAUGCGGCAGUGGAGCAAAUGUUGCCGACUUUCUUACCGGAGUGACUGUGCCUAGCGAGCGGCAGAUCAAGCCCGGAUUCGAGGCACGCUUUCCACGUAACAAUACCGAGCUGCGACAAGCUUAUCAACAGUCUAGCAUCAAGCCCAUCAUGGACCGCGAGCUCGAUUAUCCCACGACAGAAGAAGCCAAAGUCAAUACUGGGAUGUUCCAGCAGGCCGUUUCUAUGGAUAAGUCGGAUCACCUUCCGAACAACUCCCCGAUGACUGUUUCGUUCCGGAAACAAGUCGCAGUGUGUGUUACCCGUCAAUACCAGAUUAUUUGGGGAGACAAGCCUACAUUUGCCAUCAAACAGGGAUCUACCAUCGUGCAAGCCCUCAUCGCUGGAUCAUUGUUCUACAACGCGCCCGAUAACUCGGCUGGCCUUUUCGUCAAGGGUGGUGCACUCUUUCUCAUUCUGCUUUUCAAUGCUUUAUUGGCAAUGUCUGAGGUUACAGACUCCUACGCUGGACGUCCUAUUCUCGCCAAACACAAGAACUUUGCUUUUUACCACCCAGCUGCCUUUUGCUUUGCGCAAAUUGCGGCCGACGUACCCAUCUUAUUCUUCCAGGUCACCACAUUUGUCGUUGUCAUCUACUGGAUGACUGCACUGAAGGCAACCGCUGCAGCGUUCUUUACGAACUGGUUUAUCACAUACGUGGCAACCUUUGUCAUGACAGCCUUUUUCAGGAUGAUCGGCGCUGCAUUUCCAAACUUCGAUGCCGCGUCAAAGGUAUCUGGCUUCUCAGUCACGGCUCUUGUUCUGUACAUUGGUUACCAGAUCCCUAAACCCGCCAUGCAUCCAUGGUUCGCCUGGAUAUACUGGAUUAAUCCGCUGGCUUACGGUUUUGAAGCGCUCAUGGCAAACGAAUUCAAAGACCGCAUCAUACCGUGCGCUUUCAACAACUUAGUUCCCAACUUUCUUCCUCAAUAUCUCGAUAAGAACCACCAGGCCUGCGCAGGAAUCGCAGGAGCACUCCCAGGCGCCACGGAGGUGACCGGAGAACAGUACCUUGCAAGCCUGUCGUACUCGCCAUCGAAUGUAUGGCGCAAUGUUGGCAUACUAUUCGCUUGGUGGGUGCUGUUUGUCGCUUUGACUGUUGUGUUUACGAUGGGGUGGAACGAUACCGCAGGUUCUGGAGGGGCGUUGUUGAUACCGCGGGAGAAUCAGAAGAAGGUCACUCAUCUAGCAAUACCAGCAGAUGUGGAAGCUCAGAAUAACGAAAAGGAAUCAGCUGCCAAUAAGGAACCUGAGAGUACAGAUGCAUCGGGACAUGAGGCGGAGACCAGUUUGAUUCGCAAUACGUCCAUAUUCACGUGGAGGAACCUCUCAUACGUUGUCAAGACCCCAACAGGAGACAGGACACUGCUCGACAACGUACACGGCUACUGUAAGCCUGGCAUGCUUGGAGCGCUAAUGGGCGCAUCAGGUGCCGGAAAAACUACGCUUCUCGACGUGCUUGCGCAACGCAAAACCGAAGGAACCAUUCGAGGAGAGAUCCUGGUUGAUGGUCGUCCACUCCCAGUCUCGUUUCAGAGAUCUGCAGGCUACUGCGAGCAGCUCGAUGUUCACGAACCCUUCUGCACUGUUCGAGAGGCUCUUGAAUUCUCCGCGCUUCUACGUCAAAGUCGCGAGACCCCUCGCGCGGAGAAGCUGGCCUACGUUGACACCAUUAUCGAUCUUCUGGAACUGCAUGAUCUUGAGCAUACUUUGAUUGGAAGAUUGGGUGCGGGUCUCUCAGUAGAGCAACGUAAGCGUGUGACUAUCGGAGUAGAGCUUGUGUCCAAGCCAUCCAUUCUCAUCUUCCUGGAUGAACCAACUUCUGGGCUGGAUGGUCAAGCAGCUUACAAUACUGUCCGAUUUCUCCGAAAACUGGCUGAUGUUGGCCAAGCCGUCCUACUCUUCACCCAAUUCGAUACACUUCUUCUCUUAGCCCGCGGUGGCAAGACAGUUUACUUUGGUGAUAUCGGUGAUGACGCGAACGUCAUUCGAGAGUACUUCGGACGCUACGGUGCGCCAUGCCCGACAAGCGUCAACCCUGCAGAGCACAUGAUUGACGUCGUCCACGGAAAACACUCGAGUGGCAAGGACUGGAACCAAAUCUGGCUAGAAUCCCCGGAAUCAGCUCGAAUGCAUCAGGAGCUCGACAACAUGAUCCAGGAUGCUGCAAACAAGCCACCUGGCACGACUGAUGAUGGCCACGAGUUUGCCACGAGCCUCUGGACGCAGGUGAAGAUUGUCAGUGAAAGGAGCAAUAAGAAUUUAUUCCGCAACGUCGACUAUAUCAACAACAAGUUCGCACUACACAUUGGCGUCGCUCUAGUCGUAGGCUUCUCCUUCUGGAAGAUCGGACACUCCGUCGCUGAACAACAAAUCAUUCUGUUCGCGUUGUUCAACUACAUCUUCGUGGCUCCAGGCGCGAUCGCACAGCUGCAACCCCUCUUCAUCGAGCGUCGUGACGUCUACGAAACACGCGAGAAGAAGUCGAAGAUGUACUCAUGGAUUGCGUUCGUAACAGGCCUGAUUAUCUCCGAGAUUCCCUAUCUCAUCGCCAACGCCAUCCUCUACUUCUUGUGCUUUUACUAUACCACUGGUCUACCCACUCCAUCUGACAAGGCGGGCGCAAUCUUCUUCGUCAUGCUCAUGUAUCAGUUCAUCUAUACUGGUAUUGGACAAUUGAUCGCUGCGUAUGCGCCGAAUGCUGUCUUUGCAUCCCUGGUCAAUCCACUACUCUUCGGAACACUCAUCUCCUUUUGCGGUGUUCUGGUUCCUUAUUCUCAAAUCCAGCCAUUUUGGCGCUACUGGAUGUACUACCUCAAUCCUUUCAAUUACCUAAUGGGCUCAUUGCUAGUCUUCUCUGACUGGGAUUGGAACAUUCAGUGCACAGAUCGCGAAUUCUCGAUAUUCGACCCACCUUCUGGCCAGACGUGCGCCGAGUACCUAGAGGCAUGGCUGGGUGGUCCUGGUAGCGGAAAUAACCUGAUCAACCCCGACGCGACGGCCGCUUGCAGAGUAUGUCAGUAUACGCGGGGUAGUGACUAUUUGCGCACUAUCAACCUCAACGAGUACUCGUAUGGAUGGAGAGACGCUGGCAUCUGCGUCAUCUUCGCGAUCUCGAGCUAUGCUUUGGUGUAUGUACUCUUCAAGCUGAGAACCAAGGCUAGCAAGAAGGCAGAGUGA
Parastagonospora nodorum SN15 is the source of this 4224-nucleotide messenger RNA. RefSeq lists its product as hypothetical. The coding region runs from base 1 to 4224 and encodes 1407 amino acids. Gene Ontology annotation, biological process: transmembrane transport. The record is from RefSeq and is a predicted model, not a curated record. Gene Ontology annotation, cellular component: membrane. The transcript is spliced from 5 exons. Gene Ontology annotation, molecular function: ATP binding; ABC-type transporter activity; ATP hydrolysis activity. NCBI's taxonomy places the organism in Eukaryota, Fungi, Ascomycota, Dothideomycetes, Pleosporales, Phaeosphaeriaceae.